Molecule: messenger RNA, 756 nt
Organism: Hibiscus syriacus
Lineage: Eukaryota; Viridiplantae; Streptophyta; Magnoliopsida; Malvales; Malvaceae
Product: ELMO domain-containing protein A-like
Exons: 8
Coding region: 1-756 (251 amino acids)
Source: RefSeq, a predicted model, not a curated record
AUGUGGUUCAGUUCCUUGACGAAGAGGCUUCCUGGUGGGGAUGCUGACAUUGAGAAUCAUGAAACAUCAUCAGGUUUAAAUGAUUUAAAUGAACCUUUAUUGAAGUGUCACAAUUACGAUGACAAGCAUUCUGAGGGGCAUAUGUCAAAGGAAAUAACGGAUGAAGAGCGAAGGAAGGCAGAUCUUCAGUGGGAAUCUUUGUUCUCCAACUUGAUUAUGCAGUGGACAAACUGGAUGGCUAACAUUGUCCAAGGAUCUGGAACAUCUAUUGUACAACUUUUUCGUGUACAUUUUAACAUCCAAAAUGGACAAAACCAGAAAGUUGCUGCACCUGCUCUUAGUACUUUACAGAAAGAGAGGCUGAAAAGGCUACAGAAACGACUAGAAGUCCCCUUUGAUGGAUCUCAGCUGGAGCAUCAAGAUACUCUUUGGCAGUUAUGGAGAUUGGCUUAUCCUAACAGGGAGCUUCUAUAUCUUAAAUCGGAGCUUUGGGGGGACAUGGGAUGGCAAGGGACGGACCCUUCAACAGAUUUUCGGGGUGGAGGGUUCAUAUCAUUGGAGAAUCUCAUCUUUUUUGCCAAGAACUAUCCGGAAUCUUUCCAGUGUUUGUUGCACAAAAAAGAUGGAAACCGGGCUGAUUGGGAAUAUCCGUUUGCUGUUGCAGGCAUCAAUAUUUCCUUUAUGUUGGUUCAGAUGUUGAAUCUGCGAACACCCAUCAAGCCUGGCUGGAAUUCGUUUUCUGCAACUACUCGGUGA